Molecule: messenger RNA, 1017 nt
Organism: Fusarium oxysporum Fo47
Lineage: Eukaryota; Fungi; Ascomycota; Sordariomycetes; Hypocreales; Nectriaceae
Exons: 4
Coding region: 1-1017 (338 amino acids)
Source: RefSeq, a predicted model, not a curated record
AUGUCUACCACUACUACAAUGGAGAUGGAGCAGACCGUCGCUGCUCGCUUCGAGACCAAGGAUCUCGUCGAGUUUGACCCCAAUGUCGUCUACGGCGACUGGAGAGAUGAGUUCCACAAGACAGGCUGUGUUCUGAUCAAGAAUGUCAUCAGCAAAGAGAAAGCUCAAUACUACUGCGACAAACAGAUUGAGUGGCUCAAGAAGUUCGAGCUUGGCUUUGAUGAGAAGGACCCCAGCACUUGGAAUGCGGAUCAUCUUCCUGUCUCCUUCAAGGGAGGUAUGUAUUACGGAUACGGCGCUACCCACGAGAAGAUGGCUUGGGAAGCACGCACGGAGCCCAAGGUUGUUGAGAUCUUUGAGAAGCUCUGGGGAACCAAGGAGCUCCUGUGCUCUUUUGACGGUCUCAAUGUCUCCCUGCCUAACCGAACCGAUAUCACUUGGAGCCCUUGGCCUCACUGCGAUCAAAACCCCGAGCGCAAGGGCAUGCAAGCCGUGCAGGGUCUUCUAAACUUUGCCCCCAACGGCCCCAAGGACGGUGGUCUCAUGCUCAUGAAGGGCUCUUCCAAGCUCUUCAAUGAGUUCUUUGCUCAAAAGCGCGACUCAGCUGAUCAUGAGGAUGCUCCUCCUCCUGAGAUCAAGUACAUGGACUUGUUCAUCUUCAGCGAGAAGGACGUCAAGUGGUUUGAGGAGCGAGGAUGCACUAUGUAUAAGGUUGACAUGGAGCCCGGUGACUUUGUUCUUUGGGACUCUCGUACCAUGCAUUAUGCUCGAUUCCCUGAGGGCGAUCAGAUCCGACAUGUGCAGUACAUCUGCAAGGAAGCUCUUAAGGCCAAAUCCUUUUGCUUCAACAACUACAUGGGCACUACACAUUGGCCUCAUUGCAACAUCCGCAUCGCCCAGGAGAAGCCUAUGAGGAAUGGCGAGAUCUGCCCUAAGUACCGUACAGAACCUUUUGAGAAGCCCGAAGUAACGGAUCAGAUACUUCGAUUGGCAGGUGUUAAGUCUUAUGAUGAGUGA